Blastocystis hominis is the source of this 213-nucleotide messenger RNA. RefSeq lists its product as hypothetical. Bases 1 to 213 code for a protein of 70 amino acids. The record is from RefSeq and is a predicted model, not a curated record. The transcript has a single exon. Lineage: Eukaryota; Bigyra; Opalinata; Blastocystidae.
AUGAGCGUUACUCAUCCUUCUGUGAUCUUUUUGAAGGUGGAUGGAGAUAAAGUCCGCGAAGUCUCAUCGAAGUAUCAAGUCGAAGGUUUCCCGACGAUAUUGUUGAUUCGAAACGAGAAAGUGGUUGACAAAGUGGUGGGAUAUGCGCCGGAGGACAUUGAAAGCAAAAUCGAAGGCAAGUUGGAGAUGGAGAUGGAUUUGGUCUAUGCCUAA